ACGCCCCCUGGUGUUCCCACGUGCCUGUCUCUGCCGCAGCAACGGUCACAUGACUCUUCAGUCAGACACUUCCUGUACCACGGCUGUUUUUUUCCUGCAGGAGAAAAUAACGGGAUCCGCUCUGCUUCCCAGAUCCUGACAGGGGAAAAAAAACACCGGGAAUACAACCAGCUACCCGUCCGUACACCUUGUUCACCUGUUGUCUACAGUGCGGGGAGAUGACCACCGGAGGGGCGGGUAGCUAGUUGACUGAGCUAACACCGCCCGCCCUUUACAUUCACACAAGAAACAAACGCAGCGUUUUAUCUGCUAGAAGAGACCCAGCUGCUGCUUUCCUCCCCAGCCCGCCAUCGAUAUGUCAAAAUACACCAGCUUUCCAGAGCCGAUGGACGACCACAACCCUUUCCAAGACCCUGCAGUGACUCAACACAGCAGCAACACAGGAUACGCCACACUGGAUCUUUACAACCCGUUUGAUAAUAAUACUACUGGGCCUCCACCUCCAUAUGAAGCCACCUCUCCCUCUGCUCCAUCUGUGCCUGCACAGACCCCUCCCAGCAGGACGACACCCACUGAGCCUCGCAACUAUGGCUCCUAUAACUCGCAGCCUGUGGUGAAUGCCACCACCGCGGAGCUCCUGAGGAAGCAGGAGGAGCUGGAGAAGAAAGCCCGAGAGCUGGAGAGGAGAGAGAGGGAGCUGGAGUCACACAGCCUGGGACCUGGAGCCUCCCGUCAGAAUAACUGGCCCCCGCUGCCUUCGUUCUGCCCCGUGGGUCCCUGCUUCUACCAGGACAUCAACGUGGAGAUCACGCAGCGCUUCCAGCGCACCGUCACCAUCAUGUACUACUUCUGGAUGUUCUGCGCCUGCACGCUGCUCUUCAACCUGAUCUCCUCCCUGGCCAUGUUCUGCGUGGACCCCUCAGGUGGUGUUGGUCUGGGCCUGGCCAUCCUCUGGGCGCUCCUCUUCACGCCCUGCUCCUUCGUCUGUUGGUACCGACCUGUGUACAAAGCCUUCAGGAGUGACAGCUCCUUCAAUUUCUUUGUCUUCUUCUUCGUUUUCUUUGCCCAAGUGGUCACUUCAGUCAUCAUGACCAUCGGUAUCCCUGGAUGGGGUUUCAGCGGCUGGAUCGUGAGCCUGGCUGCUCUGAAGACCAACGUCCCCGUCGGUGCGAUCAUGAUGAUGAAUGCCGUCUUCUUCACUGCCCAAGCCGCCAUGGGGGUUGUCAUGCUGAAGAAGGUCCACAGUCUGUACAGGCAGACCGAUGCCAGCUUUCAGAAGGCCCAGGCCGAGUUCGCCACCGGAGUCAUGGCCAAUCAGGCCGUACGCCAGGCCGCUACUAACGUCGCCACCAACGCUGCCCAGGGGGCCUUCACCGCACCUCGAUAGACAGAGACGACAGGGGUUGGGAGGGUAAGAAAUGAAGGAGGAGAAGGGCCCUUUCAGCUUGAUAGAGGAUCUGUUUGGUAUUUAUUUCCCCACAGGUGAUUAGAAUUUGAUUGGCGGGGAAACCGAGUCUGUAUUAUUACCCCGAGCAGCCGAACUGCAGGGCACAUGCAUGAGACAGAGGUGGGGUUGUGUAAUUUCUAAACGUGUACAGGACAAGUUAGCUAUAUUGCCAAACCGGGAGUCAACAAAUCAUAGGUGUUGGUUCAGGGAUGGUGUGAAAUGUGAAAACAGUAAAAUGCUGAAGCUUUAUGAAAUUUAGUGCAGUCGUAGAAAGUGAGGAAAACACUUUUUUUGUACAAAAAGAUGAGCUGUGUGCCAAGGAGGACAGUUGUAGCCUAGAUAGUUCCUGUUUUUAAAUGACUUGGAUGUACAUUGUGUUUACGAGGAGCCAUGUUUGAGUUGCAGCUGAACACUGAAAUGUUGCCAUUCUAACUUUUGAUCCAUAACCAAGUGGCUCGAUAUUUUAUUUGGCCAACGCUGAUGUUUUGUUGCUUACGUGUACACUAACAAGUUUUGUUGUUAUUCCAACUGAGAAUGCCUAUUUACCUUAUUGCCAAAAUCUGUCAUACUGUAAAAAUAAUGAACAUGUGUUGUUUCGGUUGCAAUAUAUCUGUCACUGUUUUGUUGGUACUGCUUGUGGUUGUUAUGAUUAUUAAUACAGGUCACUGUCUUGGUUUUAAUAAAAAUAUAUUGUCAUGCUUACACAGUA
This is a messenger RNA of Centropristis striata (black sea bass), 2156 nucleotides long. RefSeq names its product secretory carrier membrane protein 3 (gene scamp3). Lineage: Eukaryota; Metazoa; Chordata; Actinopteri; Perciformes; Serranidae. Gene Ontology annotation, biological process: protein transport. The transcript is spliced from 9 exons. The record is from RefSeq and is a predicted model, not a curated record. The coding region runs from base 356 to 1387 and encodes 343 amino acids. Gene Ontology annotation, cellular component: recycling endosome membrane; trans-Golgi network membrane.